GCGGAAAGUACAACUAGCAGUAUAAGUCAAAUGAUGGGCAUUGUGAUUUUGAUUUCCCGCCGAAAUUAAAAGAAAACCCUCAUUCAAAUCAAUUUUCCACUUUUCUUACCCCCUUCGUUCUCAGAGACCCACCCAGUUGCAUCAAAAUGAGUAGUAGUUCUCCUAGUCCAAUGGAGACGGAGCAAAACCCUACGACCGACCAAAACGGCGCCGUAGCUUCCCAACGUUCACCUCUACCACCAUCUCCCCCUCCUCCUCUUCCACCGGAGGAUAAAAUUCUCGUCCCUGUCGAGGUUUGCUUAAAACCUUCCAGCACAGCUUCCAUUCACGAUGUUCGUUCCGCCGUUGAGGGGAUGCUUGAAAAGAGGAGUUUGAGCUAUAAUGGUGGACCGAUUCCUGUUCCCCUUGACGAACCCUUUCUUGCAGAUAAUGUGCAAAGAAUUUGCGUUUGUGAUACAGGUGAAGGGAUGCAGAAUGAUAACGUUCUUUUGUUCUGGCAAGUCAAGCCUGUUGUACAUGUCUUUCAGCUUAGCGAAGAAGGACCGUGUGAGGAUAUCAGCUCUGAUGGCCAGUCUUCUAGCUUCAAUGAAUGGAUUCUUCCUGCAAAAGAAUUUGAUGGCAUGUGGGAAAGCCUAAUAUAUGAAUCUGGUCUAAAGCAAAGGUUGCUACGGUAUGCAGCGAGUGCUUUGCUCUUCACUGAAAAGGCAGUUGACCCAUUCCUUGUUUCAUGGAACCGCAUAAUUCUUUUGCAUGGACCCCCUGGGACUGGAAAGACGUCUUUAUGUAAAGCAUUAGCUCAGAAACUGUCAAUUCGAUUCAAUUCAAGAUUCCCACAGGCUCAGCUUGUUGAAGUGAAUGCACAUUCUUUGUUCAGUAAAUGGUUCUCCGAAAGCGGAAAGCUGGUAGCAAAACUUUUCCAAAAGAUUCAAGAAAUGGUAGAGGAAGAAGGCAAUCUGGUAUUUGUUUUGAUCGAUGAAGUCGAAAGUCUUGCUGCUGCCAGAAAAGCUGCUUUGUCUGGUUCUGAACCUUCUGAUUCUAUUCGGGUUGUCAAUGCAUUAUUAACUCAGAUGGAUAAGUUAAAAUCAUCUCCAAAUGUUAUAAUUCUAACAACAUCCAACAUCACUGCUGCUAUCGAUAUUGCUUUUGUUGAUCGAGCUGAUAUCAAAGCAUAUGUUGGCCCACCAACUCUUCAAGCCCGGUAUGAAAUAUUAAGGUCUUGUGUGCAGGAACUUAUGCGUACAGGGAUAUUAACUAAUUUUGAGGAUUGUAAGAAUAUCAUGCUGCCAAAUUACGCUAGUGCAAAACAGAGAAUGAACGCACCAGAUUUUCAUGAAGCUACUACAUUCAUGCAACUGUGCAAGAAACUAGUUGAAACUGCAGAGGCAUGCGAGGGAAUGAGUGGAAGGUCUCUCAGAAAGCUUCCGUUUUUGGCACAUGCUGCACUUGCAAAUCCUUUUGAUUGCAACCCUAUCAAGUUCUUAUGUACAAUGAUAGAUACAGCAAAGAGGGAGCGUUCUGAGCUUCCUGACUAAUAUGUAAGCGAAGGUUCCAAUUAAUAGUUGUUCAAUUAAAAGUGUACCGCUUACUUCCACUUCAUUUUAGUGCUAUAAAUUGAUGUAGCAGUGAUACACUAGUAUUUAUUAUACACAGUUACUAGGAGCUAGCAAUACUAACUCACUUGAUCUCAGGGAGAUUAAGUUGGGUCAUAAAACUGUUCACCUUAGCAUCUUAAACGAGUUUAGGCUCAAUCAUGGGAUCAGUGUCAUGGAGUCUUGGACUUAUUUUCACAGAAUUGGUGAUCUGUAUUAACAGGACUUGCAUACUUUAUUAGUAUAGACGGUCAUGUAUUGGAUUCCAUAUUGCCAGUAAAGCACUUGAAUUGAUGAAGGUGAUGCAUGGGGUUCAUUAUAAACCAGAGAAUAGGCCACCAGUAAUCACAAAUUUAGCAUUAUGGUUAUAACUAGCUUUUAUUCAAGAGGGGCAAGAAGUCAAUAUUGAAACCAAUGUGAAUUUCAAAUUAUAUGGCAGCUGGCAUUACAAGUACAAAAAUUUGUUGUAAAUUAUGAUAUAAUUUUUUAGUAGUUUGGCGAAAGCUUUCCUUA
Molecule: messenger RNA, 2102 nt
Organism: Medicago truncatula (barrel medic)
Lineage: Eukaryota; Viridiplantae; Streptophyta; Magnoliopsida; Fabales; Fabaceae
Product: pachytene checkpoint protein 2 homolog
Exons: 14
Coding region: 147-1532 (461 amino acids)
Biological process (GO): meiotic recombination checkpoint signaling; reciprocal meiotic recombination
Cellular component (GO): chromosome; nucleus
Molecular function (GO): ATP hydrolysis activity; ATP binding
Source: RefSeq, a predicted model, not a curated record